This is a messenger RNA of Austrofundulus limnaeus, 2175 nucleotides long. It is a transcript of the gene ewsr1b, whose product is annotated as EWS RNA-binding protein 1b. Gene Ontology annotation, biological process: regulation of DNA-templated transcription. The record is from RefSeq and is a predicted model, not a curated record. The transcript has 15 exons. The coding region runs from base 46 to 1866 and encodes 606 amino acids. Gene Ontology annotation, molecular function: RNA binding. NCBI's taxonomy places the organism in Eukaryota, Metazoa, Chordata, Actinopteri, Cyprinodontiformes, Rivulidae.
CGUCUUUUUUUGCAGCGUCCGGUCAUCUCGUGCAGAUUUGCUAAAAUGGCGUCAGCUCCCGAUUACAGCUCCUACAGCCAGACUGGUGCUCAGCAGGGGUAUGCCUCCUAUGCUGCCCAGCCAUCACAAAAUUACGGGCAGACGGCUCAGCAAGGCUAUGGUCAGCAGAAUUAUGGAGCAUAUGCUCAACCUGCUACACCUACUGCAGACAGCAGUUACACCCAGGCUGCCCCUGCAGCUGGAGGAUACCCUCAGCAGCAGCAGCAGCAAUAUGGAUCCUCAUAUGGCCAGCAGGCGUCAGCUGGAUAUCCUGCAGCCCAGUCUGCUACUCAUGGCUAUACACAGACAGCCCAGGGUUACGGAGCCAGUGGUUAUGAUAGUACACCUGCAGCAGCUGCUACUGCUUCAGCUCCCACUCAGUCUUAUGGCACUCAGCCAGGCUACACUGCCCAGUCUGCCUAUCCUGGAUAUGGUCAACAGGCUGCUCCUUCUGCACCUCAAAGUUAUAACGCAAACAGCCAGCCUGCUGGUUACAACCAAAGCAGCUACUCGCAGCCUGCAUCAUAUGGACAACAACAACCUGGUUACCAGGGUCAGCAGGCAGGCUACAGCCAGCAGCAGGCUUACCAACAGCAGACACCACAGCAGCAGCAAGCUCCUCCUGCCUACCCUCCUCAGGGUGCUGGUUCCUAUGGACAGCCUGCAGCCAGUCAGUACAGUCAGCAAGGAGGACCGCCCAGUUAUGGCCAGUCGGGACAUUACAAUAACUACAGACAGGAUAGCCAAGGUGGGGGAUCAGGUUACCCAGGUUCUGAGUCCGGAAGGUACCCGGGUGGGGAAAGCAGGGGUCCUGGCAGAGAUGGCUUUGACCGAGGUGGAAUGAUGCAUCGUGGGCGUGGAGGCAUGGGUCGUGGAAUGGGCAGCGCCGGAGACAGAGGUGGCUUCAGUAAGCCUGGUGGACCUAUGGGCGAUGAACGUGAAAUGGGACGUCCAGAAGAGCAGGAUGACUCUGAGAACAGCACUAUUUACAUCACUGGAUUGACCGAGAAGGCCAACAUAGAAGAAAUGUCUGAGUUCUUUAAACAUGUCGGCCCAAUAAGGAUGAAUCGUCGACUGGGUCAUGCUGCAAUCAACAUUUACACAGACAAGGACACAGGAAAGCCAAAGGGAGAUGCCACUCUGUCUUAUGAGGAGCCCAUCUGUGCCAAAGCAGCUGUGGAGCAUUUUGAUGGAAAAGAGUUUCAAGGCCGAAAACUUAAGGUGUCCAUGGCUCGCCGAAAACCUAUGAUGGGGGGAAUGAGAGGUGGCAUGCCCAUGCGUGAUGGCAUGAUGGGUCGUGGAGGUAUGAUGGGUCGUGGAGGAGAGCGUGGUGGUUUUGGUCCACGAGGAGGCCCACGUGGAAUGAACAGAGGUGGACCAACRGGAGCCAACAUGCAGCAGAGAGCUGGAGACUGGGAGUGUCCCAAUCCGGGUUGUGGCAACCAGAACUUUGCCUGGAGGAUGGAGUGUAACCAGUGCAAAGCUCCCAAACCUGAGGGCUUGGGUGGUGGCCCUCCUUUUCCUCCUGGAGGUGACAGAGGCCGAGGCGGAAUGGGAAUGCACAGAGGCAGAGGAGGUAUGGACCGUGGUGGGCCGGCUGGAGCUGGAGGACCAGGUGGACCCGGAGGUUUCCGUGGAGGUUGGGGAGGUGACCGCGGUGGAUUCAGAGGACGUGGUGGAAUGGACAGGGGAGGGUUCCGCGGUGCCGGGCGUGGAGGACCACCCAUGGACCGAAUGGGUGGCAGAGGGGGAAGAGGAAUGGGACCACCAGGUGGCAAGAUGGAUAUGAGGGAACAUCGCCAGGAGCGUAGAGAGCGACCUUACUGAUGGAAAACUUCUGAACUAGUUCCUCCUGAGGGAUCGAAGUUUUAAAAGAAGUUUUAAUUUAUGAUUCCAUAUUUUGAUGGUUAUAGAACUGCCUUCAAACAAGCUGUGCAGUUGGUCAACUGUUUUUUCUUUUUUAGUUUAUAUAUGUUUAUAUUGCAUUCUGUAUUGUGCAUGUUUUUUUGUUUUUAAAUACGCAGAUUAGGUUUGAUAUAUUGUAAAGUGUAGUUUUUCAUUGGUUGAUGUAUUAACCUCCCUUUCCUGUGACUUACAAUUAAAUGAUAGUUGGUAAAUAAAAUUUUACUCGUUUGA